GGAUGGUAUCCAGUGUAUGUUUUGGUCGUGCUCCUUUUGACGUACCUUCUUAAUCAAUUAGAUCGCUAUGCGAUCGGUGUAACGUCAAUGUAUAUUGCACAGGAUAUGCAUUGGGGAGAUAAAGACUGCUUAUUGAAUAUGUCGUAUAGUAUCGCAGAAGUUGGAAACACGUCGUGUACAAUUAACAGAACGCUCCCUGUUGCAGAAGCAGAAGCGAUUGGUUACCGCGUUUGCAAAUACGACUUUAACGGACAAGGAGAAUUGUAUCAACUCCUAGCUGGACCAGUUUUUAUAGUAAUUUACACUAUUUCUGGAAUUCCUCUUGGAAUUGCGGCUGAUGUAACUAGCCGGCGAAACCUAUUGGCGAUUUGUUUACUUUUUUGGAGUGUGAUGACCUUCCUAACAGGAUUUUCGAAACAUUAUUGGCAACUUCUUUUAUUAAGAUUCGGUGUAGGAAUCGGUGAAGCAGGCUGUACACCAUUCGCUACAAGCCUAAUUGCCGAUUAUUUUCCUGUGAAUUUACGUGCUUCUGCCAUUGGUAUUUAUAACUGGGGGAUUUAUACUGGCUACGGUAUAUCAUAUGCAUUGGGCGAUUUUGUUGUUAGAGCAAAUAUCAUAAAUCAAGGAUGGAGAUGGGUUUACUGGCUGGCCUCUAUCCCUGGUGUUUUGAUAUUCUUAUUGCUUAUAUUUACCGUCAAAGAGCCGGCUAGGCGAAACGAAAUUAGCGACAGCCCAAGAUUUACAUAUUGCGUUAAUACUUAUACAUGCGGUUAUUUGUUUGUAGCAUUACAACCGUUCGCAGAUCGAACGCUGCUGAUGCUCAUCCUUGCUGGCUCAGUUAGAAAUGCUGGGGGAUAUGUAUGGGCAUACAAUACGAAGCCAUAUUUCAACAAGUACUACCCGCGUGUUGUAGUCGCAGACUUUCUAACUUGGAUUCCUUUAAUUGGUGGUUCUGCAGGAGCAUUUUUUGGUGGAUUCAUUUCUGAUCGGUUGGUCGGUUCUCGGGGACUUAGCGCACGUCUGUGGGUUCUAAUUAUGAGCCAGGCUGUAGCUUCACCAUUCGCUCUCUUAACUCUACUUUUACCGCCUCCCUGGGCUUUUAUUGCCCUUAUACCUAGUAAUAUUAUUGGUGAAAUGUGGAUUGGCGUUACCCUAGCAGUUAUAGUUGAGGUGGUGCCAAGUAAUAUUCGUACGGUAGCAGUAGCCAUUUACCUUUUCAUCAUUACUAAUAUUGGUGGACUAAUGCCCUUACUGAUUCCCCCUAUUGCUACAAGCACAAGUUUGAGGACGGCUCUGAUACUACUAUUUCCAGGGCUCUAUCUGCUCAGCUCUGGGUUAUUUUUUAUUACC
Molecule: messenger RNA, 1350 nt
Organism: Trichoplax adhaerens
Lineage: Eukaryota; Metazoa; Placozoa; Uniplacotomia; Trichoplacea; Trichoplacidae
Exons: 8
Biological process (GO): transmembrane transport
Cellular component (GO): membrane
Molecular function (GO): transmembrane transporter activity
Source: RefSeq, a predicted model, not a curated record